AAUAUUUAAAAGAUGCUUCCAAGAAGAUGAAAAGUGGGCUUAUGUUUGUAAAACUGGUUAACCCAUGUUCAGGGGAAGGAGCCCUUUACUUAUUCAAUAUGUGUCUACAACAGCUGUUUGAAAUAAAAGUUUUCAAGGAAAAACACCAUUCUUGGUUUAUAAAUCAAUCAGUUCAAUCAGGAGGUCUUCUCCAUUUUGUCACACCCAUGGACCCUCUAUUUCUGCUCCUCCACUACCUUAUAAAGGCUGAUAAAGAGGGAAAGUUUCAGCCUCUAGAUCAAGUUGUGGUGGAUGAUAUGUUUCCGAAUUGCAUCCUGUUGCUGAAACUUCCUGAACUUGAGAAGUUACUUCAACAUGUGACAGAGGGAAAAGAAAUAGGCAAAAAGAAAUAUUACAAGUACAGCAAAGAGAAGACAUUAAAGUGGCUGGAAAAAAAGGUUAAUCAGACUGUGGCAGCAUUAAAAACCAAUAACAUAAAUGUUGGUGCCCGGGUACAGUCAACUGCAUUUUUCUCCGGUCACCAGAUUUCCAGUGACAAGGAAGAGGACUAUAUUCGUUAUGCCCAUGGCCUGAUAUCUGAUUACAUCACUAAAGAAUUAAGUGAUGACUUAUCUAAAUAUUUAAAGCUUCCAGAAGAUCCCGCUUCAUUGCCAAAACCUCCAUCAAAGGUGGCAGCACAAAGACAGAAAAGGAACAAGUGACAGCAAGUUCACUCAAGGCUCGGCUGCUUCGCGUGUAAUUUAAGACUCUCCCAAAGGGCUACAGCUUUUACUUCUGCACUUUCUAGAAAAUCACCAGAUGCCAAACGUGUACAUUAAAGACCUAACCACAAAUGCUCUAUUUCUUUGAUCAACUGCAUGGUUAGGUAGGCAGUGGCACUCUCAGAGUGUGAGCCUGUCUGUAAUCUUAGAAAUUUAAGCCACAUCACCCCUCUGCCCCAGACCUGUCCCAUAAAGGUGUGGAUUUUUACAGUACAGUACUUCAGACUUCAAAAUAUUGGGAGAAGAAGGCUUAUUGUGAAAUUCAGGUCAUUUCUUAAGCCUGACCACCUUGGCCUGUUCUGCUUUCUUGGGCUUAGGCGAGCAUGUGGUGGAUGUGUGGUGACCAUGUGUGACCAUGCAUACCUGGUGAUUGUAAGUGCUAGAUUCUAUACUAAAAGCUUUGAUGAACUGAUUUUCUAUCCUUAUUUUUUUAAAUGGCUGCUUGUAAUUCAUAACAAUACCUGAACAUGUGCAUUUUAUUACCUGCUGGAGUUAUAAACAUUGCUUCAUUUUUAAAAGAUUUAUCCAAUAUGUGUAUUAUUACUUUUUAGAGUGAGGGCAUAAGAUAUGGGGGAAAGUUGGAAGUAGAUACCAAAAAGUAAUUUAGUGUGGGGAGUUCUGACACAUAGUGAACAUGUAUUAGGGGGUAGUGGGGGGUGGGGGUUGUGCAAACAUGUUCAGGGGUUUGAGCUGGCUCAUCCACUUGACAUGCAAGAGGAAUGGAGUAGAAGCCGUGCCGGUGAUCGUCCUGCAUUCAAACGGGAUCCCAAACCUCUUCUUCAGGAAAUAAUUUUUGUUUCUGAUUAUUCACACCAUCAGGUGGUAGAACCUGGUUCUGGAAAGUACUCUGUAGUUUUUUUACACACCUCCUUUCACACAUAGAAAUUUUUAAUCUGGAGGGACUUUUAACAUUCCGUGCUUCUAUAGUUGAUAAGUGAAUUCUCCUCUCUGAAAACCCAAUUCUAGGAAAUCAGUUGUGGAAUUCAGGAUAUAUUACAGGCUUUCAAGAGGGAGCGCUCCCCAGAAAUUACCUGUUUCAAAUCCAGGCCAUUUGCGUAUCAAAAGCCUGACACAUAGUUCUAUAUACAGAUGUGGAGUUAAAAUGUGGCUUGUUCUGUCUUCACCUUGCACAGUCCCAAACACUGCCCUUGCAGGUGUCUGUAUAUUUUGGCCCAAAGCAACUGCCAACACUGGAGUUUUCCUGCUCAGUAUGUGGUGUGUCCGUAAGCAAAUUGGUCAGCCUCUCAGGACCACAUCUCAGGCAAGAGAGCUGCUAGUGUGAUAGCUGUCCCUUAUCUCCCUCCUCCAGGAGGACUUAACUCUGGGAAACCCCGGUGUGACACCAUGCUCCCACAUGUUUGAGGCUCCCCCAGUUUGAGGAGGGCUUGCUGGGACAGUCCUGCAUCUUCUACAGGCUCCAUUUAUCAACGAUGUCAGCCCUCUGCCUGCCUCUCUCUAAUGUUAGGAUUCUCCCAUGAUAAACACGUACUACUAUUAUGUUAAUACAGAAAAAUAGUUAAUUUAUGUCAUUAGUUUUUCUCAAAAUUAUAAUUUAAAAAAGUCUUACUUCUCAUUUAGUAAGUUUCUUAGAGGAAGAAUCUAUGUUUUACUGUUCUGUGCUUGGUAUUCAAGCAGAUGCUGACCAAGUACUACCAGUAAUCAAGUAAUUGUUCUUCUGUCCUCAGACACUUAAAGGUUCCAGACCCCUGCUGUUGAUUCCUUGACUUCCCUUUCCUGGUCAAAAAUAUGUGUUUUGCUUUAAAUUGUGUGUGUUUGACAUGAGUAUAAAUGGUGAAGUUAAUUAAUUUUGCUUUGAAGAUUUACUAAGAGCCUUAGAGAUCAUUGCAAAUGCUCUGGGGUAUUUCACCACCAUACCUGAGAAGUACUGUUCCUAUAAAACUCAGGUGAGACAAAAAGCAGGACUGAAGGAAGAGAGCAGGAAAUAAAGUUUCACAUUUGUUACUA
This is a messenger RNA of Myotis lucifugus (little brown bat), 2726 nucleotides long. It is a transcript of the gene RNASEH2B, whose product is annotated as ribonuclease H2 subunit B. Gene Ontology annotation, biological process: ribonucleotide metabolic process; RNA catabolic process. Bases 27 to 701 code for a protein of 224 amino acids. The record is from RefSeq and is a predicted model, not a curated record. NCBI's taxonomy places the organism in Eukaryota, Metazoa, Chordata, Mammalia, Chiroptera, Vespertilionidae. The transcript has 9 exons. Gene Ontology annotation, cellular component: nucleoplasm; ribonuclease H2 complex.